Messenger RNA from Peromyscus maniculatus bairdii (prairie deer mouse), 1592 nucleotides. It is a transcript of the gene Lrrc25, whose product is annotated as leucine rich repeat containing 25. Lineage: Eukaryota; Metazoa; Chordata; Mammalia; Rodentia; Cricetidae. The record is from RefSeq and is a predicted model, not a curated record.
GCUGCGCAGGGCCGGUCUCCGGCCUCCUGUCCCCUCCGCUGUUCCUCUUCUCCCAGGCUCGGGGCCAGAGGUGGAGAGCGCGGGGUCGUGGCUCAGCCGGGGCCGCCACGGUGAACCCCAACCCAGACCCCGGGGCUCGCGACACCACAAAGGCCGGAAGGUGACACCAGGAGGUUGCUGGAAUGGGGGCCACCAGGGCCAGGCUGCUGUGGACAUGUCUUCUGCUGCUGCUGGCCCUGCUCCAGGAGUCGGGGAGUCAGGAUCUCACCUGCACAGCGUCCUCAAGCCUUGUGAACUGGACCCAGACAUUCAGUGACACUUGCCUCAAUUUCAGUGGCCUUGGCCUGUCCCUGCCGAGGACCCAGUCCCUGAGGGCCAGCCGCGUGCAGGUCCUGGACCUGUCCAGGAACAAGCUGCGGGCUCUCCCUGGGCUCUUCUUCGCCAGCCUGGAGAAGCUCCGAACCCUGAUUGUCACCCACAACCAGCUGCUCAGCGUAGACGGGGCGCUGGCGCUGCGCUGCGACCUGGAGCUCAGGGCCGACUGCAGCUGCGCGCUGGCCGCCUGGUACCACAUUCGCCAGAACAACUGCUCGGGGGCGCAGGAGCCGCCGUGUCUGCACCCGGGCUCGGGGGCCCCCGGGAACCUCUCCACCUUCCUGCAGCUCAGCUGUCCCGCCGGCUGGGCCCCGUGGGCCGUCGGCGCCCUCGUGGCAGGGACUCUCCUCCCGGCGCUGGCCGUCGGUGGGUCCGUGCUGGCCUGGAGGCUUCGGCGACACCGGGGGACCAGUGGCCAGGCCCUCAGCAAAGCCCAGGGCUCACACGACCCCCCCAGACCGGCGCCAGGCUUCCUGCCGAGCGCCCAGCGGCGGGGCCCCAAGGCGCCGGCCACGCCACCGGACAGGGCCACGCUGGACUACGAGAACGUCUUCAUAGGCCAGGGGCCCGAGGAGUGGCCUGCACCCGGGAGCCCUUCCGGGGACACCGACUUCUACAUGAAUUACAACGGUGACAACCUGGACCCUCAGCCGGUCUACUGCAACCUGGAGUCCCUGGGAAGGGCCCCAGGGUACAACCAGGAGUAUGUGGCCCCAGGGCGCUGAGACCCCAGCCCCUCCCUCCGUGGGGACAGAACACUGAGCCCUGAGACUCCGCCGCUGAAGCCCCCACGCUCCCCAGGACUCUCAACGUCAGAGGGGGUGCUAGGACCCCCAAAGUGUGAGGAGGGUCUCGAGCCGAACCCACGGUCAGUGGGCAGGCAGGUGGUGCUCAAUAAAUGCUGUGGGCCACAUGGGGCUAAGUGCCUGACUGACCCGGAUUCCACAUCCCCAUCUGGGAUCCCAAGUGGCUCUGCAUCCAUCUGGUCCCCCUACCCCCUCCUCUGCCCCCUCCCCUGCCCUCUCCUCCCCUCCCCGCCCCCCUUCCCUCCCCAGCUCUGGCUUCCUGGGUCAGAGGCUUGUAGCCUGUGUGGCUUCCCCUGCCUGUCUGUGUGUCCUUUUUCCUUUCCUUCUGUCCUUCCCAUCUAGGUUCACUGCUCACCAAAUAGACGGACAAACAAAUAAACAAAAGGAGCCUAAAGACACUCCAAGGCUGUG